This is a messenger RNA of Psylliodes chrysocephalus, 606 nucleotides long. The record is from the annotation of a GenBank genome assembly. Lineage: Eukaryota; Metazoa; Arthropoda; Insecta; Coleoptera; Chrysomelidae.
AUGGCAAAAAAGACAUACGAUUUAUUGUUCAAACUAUUAUUAAUUGGUGAUUCUGGAGUAGGAAAAACAUGUAUAUUGUUUAGAUUUUCAGAUGAUGCAUUUACGACAACUUUUAUAUCAACAAUAGGUAUAGAUUUCAAAAUAAAAACUGUAGAGUUACGGGGUAAAAAAAUUAAGCUACAAAUAUGGGAUACUGCUGGACAAGAGAGAUUUCACACGAUAACUACCUCUUAUUACAGAGGCGCCAUGGGUAUAAUGUUAGUUUAUGAUAUUACCAAUGAAAAAAGCUUUGAGAAUAUAGUGAAAUGGUUAAGGAAUAUAGAUGAACAUGCUAAUGAAGAUGUGGAAAAAAUGAUAUUAGGUAAUAAAUGUGAUAUGACAGAUAAGAGAACAGUCAGUAAAGAAAGAGGUGAAACGAUUGCACGCGAGCAUAGUAUAAGGUUCAUGGAGACGUCCGCGAAAGCCAACAUCAACAUCGAGCGAGCGUUCAGCGAACUAGCGGAGGCCAUAUUGAUAAAAACGGCCGGUAAGGAACCAGGGGAUCCCGUGGACAGAGUCACGGUGGACAGAAGACCCACGAACACCUCGAAAUCUUGUUGUAAUUAG